Messenger RNA from Triticum turgidum subsp. durum (durum wheat), 1002 nucleotides. Lineage: Eukaryota; Viridiplantae; Streptophyta; Magnoliopsida; Poales; Poaceae. The record is from the annotation of a GenBank genome assembly.
AUGCAAAGUCAAGAGAAGAUAACACCUGUGAAGCCUGUAGCCUCCAGGCCUUUCUCCAGUUUCACUUCCUUCUCGAAGCUCUUGAAAGACUUCACUGCGACUGGUUCUGCGAAGAUCACCUCUCCAGGAGAGACUGUUAUAGUUAGGCGGCCGAAGGUAACACGUUUCGCACCGCCACCAAGUGAUCUAUCUGCAGGAGUUGCUGCAAGCAUGUUACAGGAUGCUGGUUUAGAUACCACACGUGAGAAAAUGGUCAUCGAUCCAGAACAAGUAGUCUCCUGUGACCAGAUGACGACAUUCCACGAUAUCAACAAACCAAUUCACAGUGUGAAAACCCGUCUGUCCUAUGAUGGCUACAAUUGGAGGAAGUAUGGGCAGAAGCAAGUGAAAGGGAGCGAGUUCCCGCGGAGCUACUACAAGUGCACUCACCCAACCUGCCCUGUCAAGAGGAAAGUGGAGACAACAGUAGAUGGCCAAAUUGCGGAAAUUGUGUACAACGGUGAACACAACCAUCCCCAGCCCCAUCCACCAAAAAAGCCAGCGUCAUCGGCAAGUACAGAAGUUGUGGUCCCUGACGCCCAUGGCAGCAAUGAUGCUGGAGCAGAAAGCCAGCUAGGAGGGUGCAACCUCGCUCUUGUUUCAGAUCCUGUUGCCGCCGCAUUCAAAAGCAGCUGUUAUUACGUCGAUGAAUUUGGAAACACUAGUCCGGUCUAUCACUGGAACACAAGCCGAAAGGAGAAGCAAUCAAGCAUCGCAAAUGGCCUGACUUCUGGUGAGGCUGCCCCUGCAUUCCAGUCUCCAACAGAAUGCGGGUCGUCUGGGGAUGCAGCAUUCCGUUGGCGCAAGUAUGGUCAGAAGGCUGUUAAUGGUAAUUCAUUUCCAAGGAGCUACUACAGAUGCAGCACAGCAAGAUGCAACGCACGCAAGUUUGUGGAGCGUUCAUCGGACAAUUCGCUGGUAACCACAUAUGAGGGAAAGCACAACCAUGUGCAACUUCAAUGA